Cicer arietinum (chickpea) is the source of this 1743-nucleotide messenger RNA. Its product is annotated as homeobox-leucine zipper protein PROTODERMAL FACTOR 2-like. The record is from RefSeq and is a predicted model, not a curated record. Gene Ontology annotation, molecular function: lipid binding. Lineage: Eukaryota; Viridiplantae; Streptophyta; Magnoliopsida; Fabales; Fabaceae.
UUCUCUGGUAACCUUAGAAAAACUCUCACUGCAGUACAUGGAAUAUAAUAAAUCCCAAAUCUGGGAACAUUACUCAAACUCUAUUUACGGCUACUCAACAUGGAACGAGCGAGUGAUCUUCUUCUUGGGGUUUCAAUGUUGGUGGAACCAACCAAAACAAAAAUAAUUGAUUGUGCCCAUUCGGCAAUAGAAGAAUUAUGCAAGAUGUGUGUUUCAGGGGAAUCUUUAUGGAAUCAACACAAAGAUCACAAAUACCAAAUUAUCAAUGAUAUUGAAUAUUUGACACAAUUUGGUCAUGCUGAUGCAACUUUAAGGGAGAUUAUUAAAUUAGUUGAGGUUGGAGAAACUCAAAUUUUACCUAGUUUUGAUUCCUGUGAAACUAAUCCCAAUUUUAUGCCGAGAGGAGACUGUGACGAUGCUUUGCAGAUUGAAGCUUCACGAGAUAUGGCAUGUGUUAAUAUUACUCCAAUUAAACUUGUAGAAUUACUAAUGAACGUGAAUGAAUGGUCGACAACAUUUUAUAAUGUUGUAUCAAAGGCAACUCUUUUAGGUAGUUUUUCAGAUGGAGUGGAAGAAAGCUUCGAUGGAAAAUUGAAUGUGAUGAGUGCAGAAUUUCAUUUGCCUAGUCCUGCUGUACCAACUCGGGAGUGUUAUUUUGCAAGGUACUGCAAGCAACUUUCUCAUGACAAUUGGGCUGUCGUUGAUGUAUCUUUGGAGAACAUUUUUUCAUCUCCCUCAAACAAUCUUCGAAGAAGACCUUCAGGCUGUAUGAUUAUAGGAAUGCCUCCUAAUGAUUAUUCCCAGGUUAUAUGGGUGGAGCAUAUGGAAGUAGACCAUAGCCAAUUGAAUGAUCUUUUCAAGCCGUUAGUAACCUCUGGUUUGGCUUUUGGUGCAACCCGUUGGCUUUCUUCCAUUAUUCGCCACAUUGAGUGGUCUCAAGCACUCAAUUCUACAAAAUUGGUUGCAGAUCAUCGAGUUCUUAUACCUCAAACUGGGAGGACAAGUUUCUUGAGACUAGCAGAUAGAAUGAUGAGAAGUUUUUGUGCCAAUCUUACUGCUAGCAAUCCAUGGAUGCGAUUAGCUCCUUUUCGUGGUUCAACAGAUGUAAGAGUUAUGAUUAAUAAUAAUAUGAAUGGUACUACAAAUAAGCCUCUUGGAACAACAGUGGUUUUUUGUACUACUAUUUGGCUUAAUGUCUCCCCAAAUCGAUUAUUCAACUUCCUUCGUCACGAGAAAUCAAGAAACAAGUGGGAUACACUUUCACGAAAACUUUCCAUUCGAGAAGUUGCAUACAUGAUCACCGGUGAACAUCUAGAAAACCGUGUUUCCUUGUUGCAAGCAAGUACCUCUAAGGGCAAGACUGAAAUAUUUUACAUACAAGAGAGUUAUGCAGACACAACAAUUUCCUAUGUGACUUAUGCUCCACUAGAUGAAUCAGCAGUGGCAUAUCUUGCAAAAGGAUCAAAUCCAGAUAAUGUGAUUGUUUUUCCAUCGGGUUUUGCUAUUAUCCCCGGUGGGUUACCAAAAGAUGGUGAUGAUCAAGGAAAAAAUAAAAGCAACAAUGAAAGUCUUCUAACAAUUUCAUUUCAUCUCAUUGAUAAAACCAACAAUUCUUCAUCUAUAUCCCCUGACUCAGUUGAAACUAUCUAUGGGAUUAUUACUGAAACUGUUACUUCCAUAAAGGAUUCAAUAUUGUAUCAUAGUCGUCUCAAUAAUUGGGUGCUAGAUUAAUUAAUUAGAAAA